Molecule: messenger RNA, 1812 nt
Organism: Exophiala xenobiotica
Lineage: Eukaryota; Fungi; Ascomycota; Eurotiomycetes; Chaetothyriales; Herpotrichiellaceae
Exons: 7
Coding region: 1-1812 (603 amino acids)
Molecular function (GO): FAD binding
Source: RefSeq, a predicted model, not a curated record
AUGGGUAUCUCCAUGUUCGAUUCGAAGAAUGAUGCCGGACUAUUUCGACGAGUCGAGUCUGUUGAUCACGACGUACACGGUGCCACUGGUGUAGAUGUGCCUGUGGUCAUCAUUGGUGGAGGACCUGCUGGACUUUUCCAAGCUCAUCUCUUAUCUCAACUCGGAGUGAGAUGUUUGAUCGUCGAAAGAUAUCCAGAACGACUGGGCGCACCAAAAGCUCAUGCACUGUCACCAAGGUCAUUGGAGAUAUGUCGUCAAUUCCACCUGGACGUCAAAAAGAUCCGCCAUUCAGGCACUAAGAGAUCUGAUGCCUAUUGGGUGAAUUUCGUCACCAACCUAAGUGGUGAAACCAUUGGGGUCCUCCCCUACGAGCGUAUGGAUGUAGAUGUCCUGCAAGACACGCCCGAUAUGAUCCAUAAUAUCCCUCAACCUGUUUUUGAACAGUUUUUGACAGACGUGCUGGCAAAAGAUCCAAACGUGGAUAUCCGUAAGGGCGUCUCAUUUGUGUCAUUAACCCAGGAUUCUGAGGGAGUUGUCACGACUGUCGAGGAGCGUGCUACUCGUCACCAAUUCCAAAUCCGUUCCAGAUAUCUCAUUGCGUGUGAUGGGGCGAGGAGCAAAGUGCGUCAUGUACUUGGAAUUGAAAGUGACGGAGAAGAUUCUUGUAGGCCAUCACUGUCAUGGGACGUUCACCAUGCUUACAUUCCAGAUGAAACAAUGAUGACCAUCCACUUUAACGCAAACUUGCGCAAGAUCGUAGGAGAUCGAGUUGGCAUGCUCCAUUGGAUUGCCGAUCCUUUGGCCUCCGGUUUCAUCAUCGCCUAUGACUUAUCAGGAAAUGCAGUCUUGAUCAGCAACUUCGACGCUACUAAAUGUCCGAUAGAGAGCUGGAAUCAGGAACUGUGCCGGCAAACUGUAGUGAGCGCAUUAGGAACUGACGUGCCCUUUGACAUCCUCAGCUACCGACCCUGGCUCCUGCGCCGUAAAGUCGCCAAGUCAUACAGGGCGGUGAAUGUCUUUUUGGCUGGAGACGCGGCACACUCAUUUCCACCAACCGGAGGCCUGGGCCUGAACUCUGGACUAGGGGAUGUGCACAACCUAGCAUACAAAAUUGCAUUUGUCCUCAAGGGGCAGGCAGGCGACAGUCUACUUGAUACGUACGAAUCAGAGAGACGCCAUAUUGCUGUAGUGAACUCAAUGCAGAGUGUCAAGAACGGCAAGCAGAUAUUCGGACUUCUGAAGACAUUAGGGAUUGGCGACGACACGGUCGCAGCCAGGAGGAACCUAUACGCAAUUAUUGGGAACCCCGAGAAGAAGAAGGUGAUUGACGAGGGCAUUGAAGCCCAGCAUGAGCAUUUUGACAACCUCGAACUGCACAUUGGUUAUGUCUAUGGAGACUAUUCGAUCCCACCAAAUGCUUCGAGGUAUGUGCCGAAAUUCAAAGUGGGCGCGAGGCUGCCUCAUGCGUGGAUACGGCCGGCACAAACUACGCUCGCACCGGUGGACGUCUCGUACGUCGAUGAAUUUUCGUCCGAGGAUAUUCAACUUCGUCAAUACAGCACCCUGGACUUGUGCGACUUCGACAAGUUUACGCUGAUAGGAGACCUGGAGGUACCUGGGGUCAAGACAUGUCGACCAGGACGUGAUUUCGAGCUUGUACGGCCAGGAGGGGAAGAGUGGUUGGAGGCGGCAGGGUGCAGAAAAGGUGGAGGCCUCCUUCUCCGCCCCGAUCAGCAUAUUCUGAUGGUGUUGGAUGCCAGCACGACGGUGCAGGAUGUACAGCGGGUCAUGAAGCAGCACUUGGGCACUUGA